AUGGCGCGAGCAAAGCUCUUCGUCAGGACGACAGUCGUCUUCCUCUUCUUCGUCCUCACCAGCGCCCAGCUCGUCCUCGAGGACGUCCCGGUGGAGCAAGAGGACAAGAGGGCGCAGGGCGCAGGGCAGGCGGCAGAUCCUAUGACUCGCAUGCUGCAGUGGGGAGUAGACCAUACAGACAAGGAGACGCUGGCGGAGAGAGCGAGAGCUAUCAGGGAGGGGAGAGCGCAGCCGACAAAGAUCGACCGGGAGGUGAUGGACGCGCUGUUCGGGACCAAGGUCAAGUUCCUGCAGAAGGUGGUAGAGCGGCUCCUGUCGUCGGUGCGGAGGGACGAGGCUGGGGAGCUAGUGGAGGUGCUGGAGGAGCUGGAGGGAGAGAUCACCGACAUUGACAACGCCAACGACCUUGAUAAAGUCGGGGGCCUGCAACCAGUGCUGGAGCUCCUGUCUCACAGGGAGCGGGAGGUGAAGACGGCGGCGCUGUGGGUGGUGGGGACGGCGGCACAGAGCAAUCCUGUGCUGCAGGAGCUGCUGGCGGGGAGACACAUAAUGGCGAAGCUCCUUGCACCGAUGGAGGAGGCCGGGGCAGCAAAGGAGGUACAGGAGCUGGAUCCAAAGCUGCUUGCCAAGUCGCUCUAUGCUGUCUCGACGUUUGUGAGGGGGUGCAGGAGCUGCUUGGAGCAGUUCGUGGAAGGAGGAGGUGCGGGCUAUAUCAACUCCCUCCUCGCCCUCCUCUCCCGCAACUCCCCCGAGGUGCCUCAGGCUUGGCUGUCCCCUGCCAGGAAGACUGUCGCUCUCGUUGGCUGCUACCUCUGCCCUCCUCACCAAGUUCACGGAGGCGGCGCCAUCGGGGGGAGGAGGAGCGCAUGUGGAGAAAUCGUGUCGCUGCUGGGAGGAGGAGACCGGGAGCUGCAGGAGAAGAGCCUGCAGACUCUGAUCGCCGUCCUCCGCGCCCGACCCUCUGCUCUCGAGGCCAUGGAGGCGGCAGGGGUGAAGAGUAAGGUACAGCAGGCGCUGGAGCACGCGCGCAAGGAGCUGGCCCGGGCAGACAACGACAAGUCGUGGGACGACAUCGCUGUGCUGAGCGAGCAGUUUCUCAACAUGAUGAACAACAGCACAGCUGCUGCUGCCAAGUAG
Guillardia theta CCMP2712 is the source of this 1137-nucleotide messenger RNA. RefSeq lists its product as hypothetical. The transcript is spliced from 3 exons. The record is from RefSeq and is a predicted model, not a curated record. Bases 1 to 1137 code for a protein of 378 amino acids. NCBI's taxonomy places the organism in Eukaryota, Cryptophyceae, Pyrenomonadales, Geminigeraceae.